AUGGCAAUGCUCUUCGGAAUGAGGGCAGUGAUCAGUUCAAGAUUCUGCCCGUCCGAGGCUCCGUGCUUCUGGUGGUAUCAAGGCCCUAGCUCGCUGGAUGGCUUCCAGACGUGGAACUCGACCAGGUACACGAGCAUGCUUCUUUCAGGCAGUUUGCCUGCCUGCCGGUGGGAUUCAACAAAUCAGUGCUGCGAGGAAGAUGGGGUUCCAAAUCCACAAAUUGCACUUCCAGAUCGCAAAGGCUUUGCAGUUUGCCACAAUGAUGUUCACUAUCGUGAUGACGGCAGCUUCGGAUACUGUGGGGACAACGACUUUUCUUCAGCAACGCUGCCAAGGAGUUGUGGCAACAGGUUCCCGGGUCGUACGACCACAACUACGACUUUUGGCGACUGGAUGCCUGUGACGGAAUGGGAGAAUCAGGCUUGCAGCGGACACCCGGAUGAUUUUCUGGUUACCGCUGCUCCUGGGCUGGAUGCUUGCAAAGCGCGGUGUGCAGCCAUGCUGCCUUUCUGCAAAGGCAUCGAAUUCACCUCGCCCACCAAGCGCUGUGAGCUGUGGACUCAUCCUGAAGGCAUCCUCCAAACGAAUGGCGUGCCUUUCACCACAUGCUUGAAGUAUACCCCAGCUCCGGUCUUCUACCGCUUGGACGGGGGUGUCGACCGGGCAUGUCGAGGAGCUACACCGUCAGACAAUCCACCCGGGAACUAUGUUGUUGUUGAGGCAUCCUCGCUGCAACAAUGCCAGGAGGUAUGUGCGAAGUGGCAAGGUUGCAGUGGUGUCGAAUACAACUAUUACACACGCUGUGAGAUUUGGACGCGUGCCGAAGGCAUCCAAGCAGUUCAGUAUGUUCCAGGCCAUACAUGCAUGAAUUACUCCGCCAGAGUUUGA
Molecule: messenger RNA, 888 nt
Organism: Symbiodinium necroappetens
Lineage: Eukaryota; Dinophyceae; Suessiales; Symbiodiniaceae
Source: the annotation of a GenBank genome assembly